AUGUAUAAAGAGUUAAAUGGUAAAGAUCAGUACAAGAUCCUAACCCUUGAUCUUGCCAGUGAGAAAUAUCGGGAGUUUCCCAUCCCAGACCCAAUCGAUGGGGGUGACAUUGAAGAUUAUACGCCGGAUUUGGGGGUCUUGGGAGACUAUCUGUGUAUUUGUCUUACAUUAUACGACUCUCAAAGGGAUGUUUGGAUUAUGAAGGGAAAUGGAGUGACAGAAUCUUGGAGCCCGCUUUGUUCUAUUUACCUGCUUGGGAAGCCUUUGUUGUUUUCAGAGAACAGGGAAAUGGUUCUUUUGAUGAUGGAGCGCAAAGGAUACAAUAGACUAUAUUGGUAUCAUUUGGAGAAAAAGAAUUUCAAAAAAGCUUUUCGGCUCCGUCGGCGUCCACUCACAGCAACCAUCUGUCGGGAGAGCCUUUGUCUUCUUCUUGAUGAAGAUCCUAUUAAGAGCUCUAAGCAGAGAAAAUUUUCAAGCGAGUGA
Molecule: messenger RNA, 483 nt
Organism: Prunus avium (sweet cherry)
Lineage: Eukaryota; Viridiplantae; Streptophyta; Magnoliopsida; Rosales; Rosaceae
Source: RefSeq, a predicted model, not a curated record